AUGGCGAACCGUCAGAUGGCCCGCGACAUGCAAGUCGAGUUCCAGGCUCGCUUCCAAGCCAAGCAGGCUCGCCGCGAGGCCCAAAAGGCAGCCAAGCAAGAUCCCAUCCUGAAGAAGCAGAUUCAGGAACUUCUCAAGAAGGGCGAGACGCAGAAGGCUUAUCAGAAGGCCAAGAUGCUGCUUUCAAAGCAGGCGCUUGCACAGCAGAUGGAUCAGAUGGCUGAUAUGGCGGAGUUGUCUGCUGCGCAGAUCCAGGCCAACAACUCGAUGAACCGCAUGACACAGAUGAUGGCCCAGUCAUCACGAACUAUGAAUGUGGCCCAGAAGAACACCAACCCCGAGAAGACCCUCGUCACUCUCGAGCAGUUCAAGCAGCAAAACGAAGAAUACGCUAUGUCCAACGGCAUCUACCAAGACGCCAUUACCCAGUCUACCUCCACCCAAGUCGGCGAGGAUGCUGUCCACGAACUUCUCGGCAAGCUGGCCGACGACGCUGGCCUUGAGCUCAGCAAGGAACUCAACCAAGCGACACCAUCGAACGCCGAACCCCAGCAGACCAACGAGCCUACCGCCGAGGAAGAGGAUAAGCUUCAGCAGAGGCUGCGAGCCCUUCGCGCAUAG
Molecule: messenger RNA, 621 nt
Organism: Fusarium redolens
Lineage: Eukaryota; Fungi; Ascomycota; Sordariomycetes; Hypocreales; Nectriaceae
Exons: 2
Coding region: 1-621 (206 amino acids)
Biological process (GO): late endosome to vacuole transport; protein transport; endosome transport via multivesicular body sorting pathway
Cellular component (GO): multivesicular body; ESCRT III complex
Source: RefSeq, a predicted model, not a curated record